AUGUGGAAGUGUGUGGUGUUGCUGGGCCUAACGGGCAAUUUUGUUGGUGGAGACAGGAAUGUCAUGAUUGAUUUUCAAAGAGCAUCUUGGCUGGAUGAUCAGGACUUCAAGGGCAUGAUUGAUUAUUCCUUCGGGGGAUCCAGGUGCUGCAAUAUCUUCGUCGAGGGGGUGACCGACGGGGUGAACGCAUUGUUCCACCAGUUUAUCAAAUUGUAUGGGCAUGAUUAUACGGUUAACAAAAUCAACCGCAAGUGUAAUGCAUAUUUCUUGCUUGCGGAGGAAUCGACGAGUCUCAUCAGUGCAGUUGAAAAAGUUCCUACAACCAUCGCUCUAACCGAAAUUCUCAUAAUUUUCAAUGCUGAAAUUGAGAAAAAUUCUCUUCUAUUCAAUGCCUCCAUCUACGAGAACGCAAACGUCAAUCUUGUUUCGCGAACAGGCAGAUGGAGUUUAUCAGAGAUGUUCCUCCUACCCCGAGUUUUCAAAAAAGUCUCCAGUAACUCCGAUAUGAAACACAACAAGGGUAUUGUUGACCUGGAAGGGCGUGAAUUACAGGUGGCCACAUUUUACGUCCCACCACUGUCUUAUCUAUCGACGAGUGAGAAUAGAACGGUGAAUGGAAUCGAGGGGGAAUUUUUCUCGUCAAAUGAUACAAUGGAGUGGGACGGAGUUGAGGUAAAGCUGUUCAUGAUAAUUGCUAAGCAACUGAAUUUCACGUGGAUGAUUCGGAAACCUAACGGAGGAUAUCGAUACGGAAGGGCAAUGAAUUCCACUUGGCACGGCGGAAUGAUCGGUCAGCUAUUCAGGAAGGAAGUUGAUCUUGCGUUCGGUGGCAUCUGGUUCAUGUACGACCCGUUCCGAUACGUGAAUUUAUCAGUGCCGUGGUACCAAGUGUCGAUACAUUUCCUGGUACCCCGGCCGCAUCCGAUCAUCAACUUCUGGGCCCUCACGAGACCAAUCACCCUGGAGGUUUGGAUUGCAGUGGCGGUUACGAUAGCCAUGCAGAGCCUCAAUGUCUGGUUCAAGGCGUGGAUUAAUCCUAAAGUACCCUCGAGGUUCAAAAGUUUUUCGAAUACACUCACCGAAUUAAUUGGCCGCCUCGUGGGUUCUUGGGCGCCUAGGAAGACAGUUGGGCUUCGCGUUCAACUGCAACUCUGGCAUUUCGCUGGGCUUCUCAUUGUCACCGCUUACUCCAGCAGUUUGGCAGCGAGGUUGACCACUCCAGACUAUGAACAAAGAAUCGACACAGCCGAUCAAUUCUUAAAAGCCAAUUUAACAUGGGGUCGAGAGGGUCCGAUUCCCAAAUUCGAUGACUAUUUCGAGGAGCAGUAUCGUGAGAAAAUGCGGGAGAGAUUCCAGAGUGAGAACUCGCCGGAUGAACGGCAGAGUAAAAUCGAACAGGGGAAUUACGCGAUCGUUGGCAAAAUCAUCAGAUCCAUUUUCUUUCCUGAGAAUGAUAUUCAUUCGUCUGACCUGCAUAAUUACAGAGUGAUGAAAGAGGGUUUUGGAAAGUACUACGUCUGCUUCGCGACUCAGCCUUGGCUUGUGCUGUCAAUAGAUAGAAUGAUGACACGAUUAAUAGAACAUGCAAAUAUUUAUAUACAUUUACUUGUGGCAAACCGACCAUUAUACACCUAG
Diachasma alloeum is the source of this 1635-nucleotide messenger RNA. RefSeq lists its product as uncharacterized. The coding region runs from base 1 to 1635 and encodes 544 amino acids. Gene Ontology annotation, molecular function: glutamate-gated receptor activity. NCBI's taxonomy places the organism in Eukaryota, Metazoa, Arthropoda, Insecta, Hymenoptera, Braconidae. The record is from RefSeq and is a predicted model, not a curated record. The transcript is spliced from 12 exons. Gene Ontology annotation, cellular component: membrane.